AAAAGAAAAGAAGUGUGUAUGUGUGUGUUUUUUUGUUCGGUUAACAAGGUCUGCAGAACUAGAGCCCAAACUUGGACUCCUUUAACAGGCCUGACCCAUCUAAUCUGCUUCUGCUUCUGCUUCCAUUAUUGAAACCCUUUGUUUUUUUUUUUUUCGGUUACAAUUAUUUGGGAAAUUUUCAGAGAGAGGGAAAAGCAAAAAAAAGAGGACACUCAGCUCAGCUGUGGAGGAAGUUGAAGAAGGAACAAGGGUUUAAGCACACUUUCUCCUAUUCUUUCAAUGGUACGUGAUUUUUCAGCGCGGUUCUAAGCUCUUUUUAUAUUUCUGGGGUUCGAUUUCCUUUCUCCAAUCUGUUAAACCACUUGCCGCUUUGUGAAACCCAUCAAAAACCCUGUUUUUUUUCCUUGUAUCAAUUUUAGUUUUUGUUUAAGGGUUUAGACUGCGGGCGACGUUUCUUGGUGACUCAAGACUGGAGUAGCUUAAGGUUGAGUUUUACGGUUAAAUUGAAUUGUAAUAAAUGACUUCUCCACCAUCGAAAAACAUAUGGAUUCGGCGGCAACAAUGCCCAUGUGGGGAUUGGAAAUGUUAUGUGACAUAUGAGGGAGACUCUGAAGAGACAUCAUCCAUAACAUCCCAAUUGGUAAAGAAUGAUAGUGCAGGCUCAGAAGCUAUGGUUUCCCCUUAUGUUGGAAUGGUAUUUAAGAGUGACGAUGAUGCAUUUGAGUAUUAUGGCAACUUUGCUAGAAAAAAUGGCUUCUCAAUUCGGAAAGAGCGGUCCCGACUUAGUCCUCAAUUGGGUAUUUAUAAGCGUGACUUUGUUUGUUAUCGUUCUGGCUUUGCACCAGUGAAGAAGAAGCCGACAGGAGAACACCACAGGGAUAGGAAGUCAGUUCGGUGUGGAUGUGAUGCAAAAAUGUAUUUGUCCAAGGAGGUAGUUGAUGGGGUUUCUCAAUGGUUUGUUGUGCAAUUCAGUAAUGUCCAUAACCAUGAGCUUUUGGAAGAUGACCAAGUACGCCUUCUUCCUGCAUAUCGUAAAAUUCAUGAGGCAGAUCAAGAGCGGAUACUAUUACUUUCUAAAGCUGGGUUUCCUAUACAUCGCAUAGUGAAGGUGUUGGAGUUGGAAAAGGGGAUUCAAGGUGGACAAUUACCCUUUUUAGAGAGGGACGUUAGAAAUUUUGUCCAAAAUCGUAAGAAGGUUGUUCAAGAAAAUGAUGCUUUGCUCACUGAAAAACGGGAAAACGAUACAUUGGAACUUCUUGAGGCAUGCAAGGGAACAAAAGAAGCAGAUGAAGACUUCGUUUAUGAUUUUACAGUUGAUGAGAAUGAUAAAGUUGAACACAUUGCAUGGUCAUAUGGUGAUUCAGUCCAUGCAUACACUAUGUAUGGUGAUGCAGUUUAUUUUGACACUUCGUAUCAAUCAAUCACAUACGGCGUGCUUUUUGGAGCAUGGCUUGGCAUUGACAACCAUGGAAGGACCAUUUUCUUUGGUUGUGUUCUUUUGCAAGAUGAAACACCUCGUUCCUUCUCGUGGGCUUUACAGACUUUUGUUCGUUUCAUGAGAGGGAGAUGCCCGCAAACAAUUCUAACUGAUCUUGAUCCUGGGCUGAGAGAUGCAAUAAGCAGUGAAUUACCAGGCACUAAACAUGUCAUUUCUAUAUGGAAUAUUCUUCCCAAGGUAUCCAGCUGGUUCUCUGUUUCACUUGGAUCUCGCUGUGCAGAAUUUAAAUCUGAGUUUGAUGUGUUAUAUCGGGUGGAGAGUACAGAGGAUUUCGAGCUUCAAUGGAAUCAAAUGAUUUCAAUGUUUGGGCUUACUACAGAUAAACAUAUUGCUUUACUUUAUUCAUUCCGGGCAUCCUGGGCUCUGUCAUAUAUGAAGGGUUACUUUCUUGCUUGUACGGCAACGACUACAUAUUCAAAGUCUGUAGAUGCAUUUUUGAAAGGAGUUUUCAGUGCACAAACAUGUUUGCGUAGCUUUUUUGAGCAGCAUGAACUUGUGCUCGCCAUGCAAUAUGCAGUAUCUGAAAUGUCCAACGGGUCAUAUCUUGUGCGCCACUUUAAGGAAAUUGAUGGGGAGCGUCUUGUGAUAUGGAUACCAGAAGAGGAACAGAUUCAUUGUUCCUGUAAAGAAUUUGAAUCUUCUGGAUUGUUAUGCAGACAUUCUCUGCGUGUAUUUGUAGCAAAGAACUACUUUCAGCUUCCUGACAAGUACUAUUUAAAUAGAUGGCGGAAAGAAAGCUCUCUUGAUUUUUAUGAUGACCACAUUGCUCGAACUAGUGAUGAUGAAUGGUUUCAAGAUUAUCACUGCCUUACUGAAACCCUGUUUACAGAAUCAUCAAUUACAAAGGAGCGUGCUGAUUAUGUUCGCAGGGAAUUGACAACACAACUCACAAGGAUUCUUAAUGAGGUUAGAAAUAUGCCAGAAUGUGAAGGAGUUGCUAUGGAUCUGACAUUUUCCCCUACGGGCUAAUUUGAAGCAGUUGUUCAUGUGUACUGUAUUGGUAUCAAAUGCAACUGCAACAUGCUUUCUGGAAUUCAGAGAAUAGACAGAGUUAAAGAAAAUAUGAUUGGAAGGUUUAGGCAAUGGAAGGACAAUAUGGCUUUGCAUUAUUUCUCUUAUAUUAAGCAGAAAAGUGUAAUGUUUGGAAGAUCCAUCGCUGUUCGGCCAAAUUGCUGUUUAAACUUCCUGAUGUAUAACAUCACAACACUCAAAAAGGAAGUGGAGAAAGGAACUUACCUAAGGUGAUGUACUCUAUCUGUAUAUGUCAUUGAUAAAAUUUGAAAUGAAGCAAAGCACAGUUUCUUCCUU
This is a messenger RNA of Prunus persica (peach), 2806 nucleotides long. Its product is annotated as putative protein FAR1-RELATED SEQUENCE 10. NCBI's taxonomy places the organism in Eukaryota, Viridiplantae, Streptophyta, Magnoliopsida, Rosales, Rosaceae. The record is from RefSeq and is a predicted model, not a curated record. The transcript is spliced from 3 exons. The coding region runs from base 518 to 2467 and encodes 649 amino acids. Gene Ontology annotation, biological process: regulation of DNA-templated transcription. Gene Ontology annotation, molecular function: zinc ion binding.